UUUCAAAGAGACAGAAAAAAGAAAGGGAGUUUGGUAAAUGUGGUUGAGUUACAGAAAAAGCGAAGCGAAAAAUCUAACAAGGGAGAAGAAGAGAAGGAGAAGCAUAUUAAGGGUAGUAAGAGUGAGUAUAUUAAUGCAAAGACAGUGAGGACACACUUGACAACACUCGUAGUGAGAUGGUAUAUAGUAUCACAAAUCCCUUGUCUUUCUUCCUUCGCUUUUUCUGCCAGCAAAUUAGAGUUAGCACCUGUCAGAUCUCUCUCAUUCACACACCCUUUUAUUCAAAAUAAAUUUCUUUACUCUCCUUAUAUAUUUUUGUUGCAAUCAACCAACGCCUCUGUUCCAAACAACCAUCAUAAACCAUGCCCACCCUCUUCUCUCACCCUCUUCAAAUGCAAUGAUUCCACUGCUGCCAAAACCAACACACUAGGGAAGGCAAAGGCACGCAUAUAUAGCACGGAGGAGAAACAUUUUAUGGAGUUUUCGCCUUCCCAAGAGUUGAAGAAGGAGCUUAAAUGAGUGAGACAGCGAGUCUUCAUGCACAAACAAGGACACCCAUUUCUUCUCUGGAAGCCAUGGCUCAUCACCACCCGCAUUAUCGGUCACCCUUCGGAGACACUACCUUCACCAAACUGUUCGUGGGAGGACUAGCCUGGGAGACUCCCACCGAAGAAAUGCGCAAAUAUUUCCAGCAGUUCGGAGACAUUCUUGAAGCUGUCAUAAUCACUGACAAGAACACCGGAAAAUCCAAAGGCUACGGUUUCGUAACAUUCUGCGACCAAGAAUCAGCAAGAAGAGCAUGUGCUGAUCCAAAUCCAAUAAUAGAUGGCAGAAGAGCAAAUUGUAAUAUUGCUUCUCUGGGGAGGACUCGACCUUCACCACCUCGAGGGAGGAGUAUAGUUCAAGGUGGAGGAGGAACAGUACAGAGUGUUCCGGGAUCCGGACCGCCGCCGUCGCUGCCGCCAGCACCUGCUGUUCUGUAUCCGCCAUAUGGCUACGCAGCCUACACUCCUGAUUAUGGAUACCACCACCAAGCGACGUUGUACAACCCACAGAUUCAGCAACCACAAUACUAUCAACAAGUCUAUGGAGCAUCAUCUUCAACAAUGAGCACCCCGUAUUACUAUGGCUACUCUUUGCAAGCACCAAGAAACACAUUCUCUUCACCCCAGGCAAAUCGCCUAUCACCUGGACCAUCUUAUCUGUACUAUCCUACACCCAUGGAAGUCUCAUUCUCUGCAUAUCGCCCACUACAAUCACCAAUCACCCAAAACUUUCCUUCUCCAACUGAUUCACAGAGUCAGCAGCGUAUCUCCUCUGAAACAGCAGCCACUUCAGAAAGUUCAAAUACCCAAGGGAAGAACUGAUAAAUAUAUAUAUAUAUAUACGCCUACUAAGUUUCAACUGUUUAAACUUCAAGUUAAUUUUCAUCACAUUAAUUCUUCAUCUUUUUCCCCAUUAUAUCAUAAUUUUUUUAGUCCACAAGCUUUUGCUUUAGGAAAUAAUGGCUUAGCUGAUUACCGGUGUUCUCCACACCUGUGGCAAUUUCGAAAGAUGGACUAAACAACUUCUUCA
Molecule: messenger RNA, 1575 nt
Organism: Vigna unguiculata (cowpea)
Lineage: Eukaryota; Viridiplantae; Streptophyta; Magnoliopsida; Fabales; Fabaceae
Molecular function (GO): RNA binding
Source: RefSeq, a predicted model, not a curated record